AUGGAGUAUCUACCGAUCGCUUUGUCCAUAGUGGCAGCAGUACUCGUCGUUAUUUACUAUUUUACCACGAGAAAUCAUAAUUUAUUCAAGAAGCAUGGAAUUCUGCAUAUUCCACCAACGCCACUGUUUGGAAAUAUGGGUCCCUUCCUUAGACGACAGUGCACCAUGUACGAUUUUAUUCUCAAAAUUUAUCAAUUACAUCCUGAAGCGAAAUAUGUUGGCUUCUACGAAUUUCUGACGCCUGUUCUAAUGCUCCGCGAUCCGGAACUGAUUAAAGCUGUCACUAUCAAGAACGUCGAACAAUUUCCGGACCAUCGUCCGUUAGUGUACGAGGAAGUGGACCCUUUGUUAGGAGGAAUGUUAUUUUCUCUGACAGGUGACCAAUGGAAGGAGCAUAGAAAUAUGUUGUCUCCCACGUUUACUUCUAGCAAGAUAAAAGGCAUGUACAAACUGAUGACCGAUUGCGCGGUCAAAUUCGUGGACCAUUUAACGAAACUGCCGGAGAACGAGCGUGAAAUGGAGAUGAAGAGCCUUCUGAGUAAAUAUACAAACGACGUGAUCGCUACCUGCGUGUACGGUGUCUCCGUGGACACAAUAAAAGAUCCAAAUAACGUGUUUUACGUAUACGGUAAAAUAGGUACAACCUUAGUAACUUUCAAAAAAUCUCUAACAAUGCUGAUGCACAAAAACGCCCCUUGGCUAGCGAAACUGUUGCAAUUUAAAUACGUAGAAAGCUAUAUCGCGAAAUUUUUCUCUGAUAUCGUGACAGACACGGUCGAAGCUAGAGAAAAGACUGGCGCUUAUAGAUCGGACGUCAUACAGCUAUUGCUAGAGACUAACAAGAAGAAGGAGCUAGGAAAAGGUAUGAGCGUGGAAAGUAUGGCCUCUCACGCUUUCAGCUUUUUUUUCGGCGGGUUUGAAACCGUCUCCGCGCAAAUUUGCAUAGCGACGCACCUGUUAGCCGAGAAUCCAGAUGUUCAAGAAAGAUUACAGCAAGAAAUCGACGAAGCAUUGGAAAACAACAACGGCCAAUUAACCUACGAUGCUCUAAACGAGAUGAAGUAUCUAGAUGCCGUGAUGAAUGAAUCCUUGCGACUGCAUCCGGUAGCUAUAUUCAUGGACAGGCUAUGUGCUGAAGAUUUCGAACUGCCACCUGCGUUACCCGGUGACAAACCUUUCACAAUCAAGAAAGGAAUGAACGUUUGGAUUCCUGUGAAAGCGAUUCAUCACGAUCCUAAGUACUACGAAAAUUCUUUGAAUUUCGAUCCAGACAGAUUUUUUAAAAAUGGUAAGAAGAUUAUGAACUCGGACACGUAUAUGCCAUUUGGCCUUGGGCCCAGAAUGUGCAUCGGAAACCGGUUUGCACUCACAGAGAUGAAGGUAUUGCUAUGUCACCUUCUUGCCAAGUGCAAUGUCAAGAUCGGACCGAAAACGACAACUCCGUUAGAAUUCGAGAAAGGUGUGAUAAACGCCGGUGCGAAAAAUGGAUUUUGGUUGAUCAUUAAGCCAAGGAAACGUUCUUAUCGCUUUGCCCAGGUCAACGGAGGUGCCAAAUGAAUUUGUACAAAUGAUUUGUAGAAAAUUUUAAACCUUUAAAAUCAUACGUUCGCAUCAUUAAACGAUUAAUAUCAUGUAAUGUACAGCUUGCGAAAUAUAGUUCACAUGUCAGAGUUUGAAAAAUCAAUUACUCGAAAUAAUCUCAUACUGUAAAACGCAAGAACGUAUUAAAUUACACUUGUUACACGUAAUUACACUUGUAGUAUCGUACGUUACUCUGGUGCUAUCUCAUCUCGAAUACGCGCCGGCAAUAUGGACGCCAAGCAUUGAGAAAUCCUGUUAACUUCCGGAAAAUAUCCAACAUCAUUUUUUCAGGUUCCUUGCGUAUAAGAGGGGCGACCUGAUGCCAUAUAACGAUCAUGAUAAUUCAGCGAUUAUUGUCUCAAUUGAAUAUAUUGUAAGUAGAGCAGCGUAGGACUGUUAACGAAUUAUCAUUAUUACGCAAUAUUUGGAACAACAGAAUUAACUGUCCUGAUCUUACAAUACGUAUUAACUUUAACAUUCCCUCCUAUGUCUUCAGCAUUCGAUAUUAUUUCAUACGCCUAUUCGCCAAUCGACAUUCGGUAACGAUAUCAUCAACAGAAUCUGCAGAAUUAAUAAAUACAUCGACCAACUCGACUUCCUUUAUGAUUCGCCAUCAAAGUGUAAGAAAAAUCCGUUUGUGAAAUAAUGCAAUAUCUUCUAUCUUUGUGCGACACUGAUAUUAGAUAUUGUAUAUUCAUUGUCAUAUUGUACUCUUGCAUUGCGUAAAUUUUAUGAAACUUAUGUUGUUAAACUUAUGUAUAAAAAUUUGAUUGUUUAACUCGUUAUGCUUCUAAUAUUUCGCUACAUUAUUAUAAAAAAAGAUUUCUCUCCGUUAAUUAAAAUUUGUUACUGUUAUUAUUAUUCAGUUUAUUAUUAUUAAACAGUUCUAUUACUUUAAAAUAUUACUGAAAAUUAUUAAACGGCUUUAUUUUUGCAAAGAA
Molecule: messenger RNA, 2522 nt
Organism: Bombus huntii
Lineage: Eukaryota; Metazoa; Arthropoda; Insecta; Hymenoptera; Apidae
Product: cytochrome P450 9e2-like
Exons: 2
Coding region: 1-1557 (518 amino acids)
Molecular function (GO): iron ion binding; oxidoreductase activity, acting on paired donors, with incorporation or reduction of molecular oxygen; heme binding
Source: RefSeq, a predicted model, not a curated record